This is a messenger RNA of Saitoella complicata NRRL Y-17804, 2409 nucleotides long. RefSeq lists its product as uncharacterized. The coding region runs from base 87 to 2219 and encodes 710 amino acids. Lineage: Eukaryota; Fungi; Ascomycota; Saitoellomycetes; Saitoellales; Saitoellaceae. The transcript is spliced from 2 exons. The record is from RefSeq and is a predicted model, not a curated record.
CUCCGCAUACAGCCUCGAUAAGACACAACAGCUUUGGAACGAUUGGGGUUACGGGAGUCGCGUCAUAAUCAUUACAGAACUUUAAUAUGCCGCGUAUACCAGUACGAGUCGAGCCGUACUCGAGCCCGGCACGGCAACACCGCCACUUCAAGAACAAACGUGACCAAAUACUUCGCGCACUCGGAAAAGCCUCAUAUAUCAAUGGCUCUCAGUUCGCUAUCCUAUGGGUGAAUUCCCGUGGUGACUCGGAGAUGUAUGCGUCUCAAGUCUUUCAACAAAAGCUCUCGGCAUGGUUCAACGACCAGGUUCUCGCCGAGGCGAAAGAACUUGUUGCGCAUAACAGUUCUGCAGAGACGGAGGCGAAGGCGGAAAGGAUGAACUACGAGGAUAUGUUUGGACCUGCUGAGAAGGAAGAAGACAUGAGUGGCGACGAAGAGUUUGGUGAAGACGACAGCUUGAAUAUGGAAGCAGGACCGCCGAAGAUGAACUUUGCCACGGCUGCCCCAAAGUUGGGAAUCAGGCAACCGGUGGCGUAUCUCGCGAAUAACCAGCUACGCGCCCAGGGUCUCCGCCGGACUUUCUCGAUGCCUGGCGCAAUGCCUGAAGUCCAUCAUCCCGCGUCCGCGGCAGCUGCCGCUGCUGCUGCGUCUCUUCACCUUUCCCAGUCUCAACCGCACCGACCUGCACCACUUAACCUCAGCCAGAGUUCAAAUGCCUCUCUUGACGCCGGUCUGCCGUUGUCGGGAAGCAUCGAAUACAAGCCUCUCACUAUCGGCAACACCGAUGAAGUCACGCAGUUCAUGGAGACGCGUUUCCGUCAACUACAACAAAUGGUGUGCAAGAUUGUUUCGAAGGCAUGGAUCAAGAUCAUCGAACCGAGAAAACAGACGCGAUAUCCCUACAACAAAGGAGAAGACUCCAGACCAGACUGGUGGCCGCAUGAUGUUAGACACAAAGAACCGGACCAUCUGAUGAAGCCGGAGAGGAUAAAGUUAUUGAUGACAAUGUUGCGAUGCGGGAAGGUUCCGGUGAACAGAUUGGAAUUGGCGACCGCUGAGGUUGGCGCUUUCAUUCCGCAAGAUAAGACCGGGCUGCUGAAGGAGAUUUACCGCGUGGCUCGUGAGGAGGAGCGGCUCCGUAAUGGAGAAAUUGACGCCCAGUCGAAGGUGUACGUUGCUUCCACAGCCGCUGGAUCGCCUGUCGCUGGAGAAGAUGUACCCAGUCCGAUCUACGUGGAGCCUCCGGUGCGCACGUCACAGAGUGAUUCUUUCCCGAUGCACGUUCAUCAGAAGGUGGAUCGGGCAAGGAGUGCUGCUCCGGCGUUCCCCAUGGAAGACGCGCAAAAUCCCUUCCAAGUACCAGGGCAAAUAGAAAUCAAGAGGAGGAAGGUGUCGAAUCCGAAAAUGAAUGCAUAUGCCAUGCCUUCAAUUCAAGAGGAGCGUCACUACCCCCACAGCAUGAAUAUGGGCAUGGGCGGCAUGGGGUCACAGGUACAGAGUCUUGAUGUUGGACAGGGGAUGGUGCCACCAGGGUAUUACCAGAUGCAGGAAACUCAGACUGGUCAAGCGGCGAUUUAUGGAAGGCGAAGGGUACCUGAACAGGGCCAUCAGCAACAACAACAACACCAGCAGCAGCAGCAGCAAAUGCAGAGCCAAGAUAUGGGCAUGAUGUACCCGCAACAGAUGAUGGUUCAACAGGGUAUCAAUAUGCAGCAGGGUCAGGUCAGUGGACAGGGAAUGACUAUUGAUCAGGCUGCCCAGUAUUAUGCUGCGACGGGGGUGUGGCCAUCUGAGUUUCCACCACCGAGUCCACCGCCUACGGGGAUGUUUGGAGUGGGUGCUGGUGUCGGCUAUGAGGGAGGUAUUCCCAGAGCUAGUCCUACCACGAUGGGCCAGUAUUCCGCUGCUGCAUUCAACCCUGUCAGCUUGAACGCGCCGAUCGUUCCUAGUCCACUCAGUCAACGACAGUUUCAGCGUGAUUACCAACAACCAGCGCCGACGCCACAAAAGUCGCAGUUGAACCAAAGUCAUCUGAAGUCCAGUCCUACGUUACCUACGCCGCUCAGGGGUGGUGUAAUCAGUUUCUCGGAGUUUUUGAACAGUCCCAUGACAGGGCGGAGUAAUGGGAGAGGUGGAGAGGGUGACGUGGGAGGUGAUUGUGACAACACCGAGCUGGAGAUUCCGGAGGAUGCGAGGGAAGAAGGAGAAGACGAUCAUUGAGUGGAGUGCGAUGCAUGAUACACAUGAGAGACGAAAAUACACGACAAUAUACAGCUGGCUGUGGGGGAUGCUACGAUAAUCGCUAAUAUUGCUAUACCCGGCACAUUGUGGAUCCGGAGGCGGAAGAUGGAGUAGGAUUUUGGAUGCGUUUCUUAUUUGAGAUCUGGCGGGCAUCUUUGCUAAAGACUUG